AAGGUGCCCUGCGCUAUAUAUAUCAAGAACCUCGCCCUCCCCUACGCUAUCUUCUACAACCUUCCAACAACCCAAGACUUCAACAACUCAUGCCUCGCUUUUCAAGAAUCCUCUCCGCGGAUGCGGAUGCGGCAGCGCCCCCAGCGGCUGUUAACGUUCAGUCUGACCUUAUGGUUAUAUUAGCAGCUCUUCUGUGUGCGUUACUAUGUGUGGUGGGGCUUAUUUUGGUGGCUCGUUGUGCCUGCAUCCGCCGUGUUACCGGUGGGUCACCGUCUUCGGACAAAGAUAACAAGGGUGUGAAGAAGAAGAACCUCCAGCGGCUGCCCAGGUUCAGUUACUCUGCUGGAGAUGGUAGCGGAGAGGGUGGUGGCGCCACCACCAAGUUUGGAUCAACAGAGUGCGCAAUUUGCUUGGGUGAGUUUGUUGAAGGAGAUGAAGUUAGGGUUUUGCCUCAGUGUGGACAUAGCUUCCAUGUUGUCUGCAUUGACACAUGGCUUGGGUCUCAUUCCUCUUGUCCCUCUUGCCGCCAGAUUUUGGUGGUGGCUAGGUGUCAGAAAUGUAGUCAUUUUCCUGCUUCCACCUCCUCCGCCUCUUGUGGUGGUGGAGCUGCCACUGAGGUUGAGUUGAGCACUGGAGAAGAUUGCAAUGUCAAAAAUAGUGAUACCAAUCAUGCCCAAGAAACGUAGUCGCUUUCUUGCAUUGACAAAUAGAGAAACAGAAUUUUGCCCGCCUUGGUCGUACUGUAAAGCUGAUUGGCAGGAGUAAAAUGUUCUUGACUGUCUAGUCUAAUGCAUGCUUAACUAAAUUACAGAUCAUGAGUUAUGUAUAUCAGCAAGCUUUUAGAUACCAGAUGAUAUUUUUAAUGCUAAUUUAUAUCUCUCCAUUUUAAUGA
Populus euphratica (Euphrates poplar) is the source of this 892-nucleotide messenger RNA. Its product is annotated as RING-H2 finger protein ATL80-like. Lineage: Eukaryota; Viridiplantae; Streptophyta; Magnoliopsida; Malpighiales; Salicaceae. The transcript has a single exon. The record is from RefSeq and is a predicted model, not a curated record. Bases 90 to 686 code for a protein of 198 amino acids.